UCAUAUGUGUGUCUCUCUUAACCGCGUCUGUCUGUAGUGUCGAUUGGAGGUUCGGCUCCGUCUGUCCGGCCGCAGACAUGGCGACUCCGCUCGUGUCCUGCUGAAUAUGAACCGGGUCAACGCGCUCACCUCACAACAUCGCCGUUUCAGGUCAUAUUAUCAGUGGGAAACCGCACACAAGUGGAUUCCGAACUGAGGUUGAGUGAGAAAGAUUAUGGUGAAACAAGGUCAUACAUCAUCUGCGGGACAGAGGUUAGGGGCACCAGAAACCCGGGGCAUCAGCACCCUGGACCCUGGGCACAAACCCCCUGUGAUGCCACCUGGAAAACAGAUGCCCGUCAGAGUCCUGCUUCUGGAUGACACAGAAGUGACAUUCGACGUAUCGCAUCAAUGUUGUGGUCGGGUUUUGUUUGAGAUGGUCUGCUCUCAUCUCAAUCUUAUUGAGGGCGAUUAUUUUGGCCUGGAGUUUCACAACCAUCACAGACAGACAGUCUGGCUGGAUUUACUAAAGCCCAUUAGAAAGCAAAUCACACGGUCCAAACACACAGUUCUUCGGUUUGUUGUGAAAUUUUUUCCACCCGAUCAUUCACUUCUGCUGGAAGAGCUGACCAGGUACUUGUUUGCUCUACAGGUGAGACAGGAUCUGACCAGUGGACGUCUCACUUGUAGUGAUGGCAGCGCUGCUCUUCUGGUAUCUCAUAUCAUCCAGUCUGAGAUUGGUGAUUUUGAGGAAACUCAAUGCAGACAGCAUCUUCUAAACACCAACUACAUUCCGGAUCAGAUGGCCCUGAUGGACAAAAUUAUGGAGUUCCACCAUAGACAUAUUGGGCAGACUCCAGCAGUGUCAGAUCAGCAUCUUUUGGAGGUGGCAUGUAGGUUGGAGAUGUACGGCAUACGACUCCACCCGACUAAAGACAAAGAGGGGACGAGACUCAAUCUGGCUGUAGCACACAAUGGUGUCCUGGUGUUUCAGGGUCACACCAGGAUCAACAGUUUCAGCUGGUCAAAAGUUCGCAAGCUGAGUUUCAAGAGAAGAAAGUUCCUCAUCAAACUUAGAGCAGAUCCGAGCCAGAACAUUGGUCCAGAUACUCUGGAGUUUUUAAUGGCAAGUCGGGACUGUUGUAAAAUGUUCUGGAAGAUCUGUGUGGAGUAUCACGCCUUCUUCAGGCUCUACGAAGAGCCCAGAGCGAAACCCAAAGCAGUGUUAUUCCCUCGUGGCUCCUGCUUCAGGUUUAGCGGCCGGACACAAAAGCAGGUUAUAGAUUAUGUGAAGGAAAAUGAGUUUAAAAAACUGCCAUACGAAAGGAAACACAGUCGAGUUCAGUACAACAGCAGCAGCACAUCACCUCUUCAUUCUGUCCUGCCAAAACAAGCUGGUAGGCAGACCUGGGAAGGCUCAUUUCUAGCAAGUUCAGAAGAUUCUGCUGUAUUGAAACCUGCUGGAAACUCCUCCCCUUCGAACCAGGAGAACGGAUGCAGCAACCAAAUGGAGAACAGCCAACAUCAGGCUGAUAAACAGCAGCACACAGAUCAAUCAGAGGUCACACAAGCUCUGGUGACAUUAGUAAACGGUUACACUGACGACUUCAGAGGUGUGACCCCAUCACCCCUCAUAUCACCUGUGCUGAAUGACAGCGCUGCCAAACGCAUAGAUGAGGAAGAGGACAACAGGACAAAGAUCUGUCCUGCAGAUGAUGUAUACUUCAUAACUAAAGAACUGUUGAACACUGAGAGGACGUACCUGAAAGACCUGGAGCUCAUCACACAGUGGUUUCAGGCAGUGUUGGAUAAAGAGGAGUGUGUUCAUGACUCUCUGAAGAAACUCCUGACCUCCACCUAUGGGCCUCUACACACACACCAUACACAAUUCCUGCAAGAGCUCGAGGAGAGACUCUCAAUGUGGGAAGGGCGGUCAAAUGUUCAAGUUAAAGAAGAUUUUCAGUGUGUAGGAGACCUGCUGCUAAAGCUCAUCGGUGAUCUGAAGUCUCUCUCAGCAGAGCUUCAGAUGAGUUCAGACUGUGUUUAUGUACUGGAGAAAGCCUGCGCUGCGUCUCAGAGACUGAUGUCUGUGUGCCGGGACUUUGAGCAACAGAAAGUUUGUUAUAUUCCAUUAAAUGUCUUUCUGCUGAGACCUCGACAUCGACUGCUGCACUACAGACAGAUCCUGGACCGACUCUGCAAACAUUAUCCAUCCACACACAACCAAUACAGCAGCUGCAAAGCUGCAUUUUCAGAUGUGUGUGAAUUGGAGUCUGAGCUUCAUUCUGCUCUGGUGGACACUGAGAACUUUCAGAAACUCCUGGAGCUUCAGAAGGAUUUGAUCGGUGUGGAGGAUCUGGCCAUGUCGGGACGUCAGCUCAUCAGACUCGGCUGCCUCAGCAAACUCUCUGGGAAAGGCCUUCAACAACGCAUGUUCUUUCUGUUCAAUGAUGUACUUCUGUACAGUACUCGUGGGAUAACAUCAACCAAUCAAUUCUCAGUACACAGACAACUUCCUCUACGAGGCAUGACAAUCCGGGAGAGCGAGGACGAGUGGGGCGUUCCACAUUCUUUCACACUGAUGGUACAGCAGCAGUCACUGGUGGUUGCUGCCUGUUCAGAGUCAGAAAUGGAGAAAUGGAUGGAGGAUAUAAAGAAAGCUAUUGAUCUGGCGGAGGAAUGUAAUGGAUUGGUUAGCAGUCUGCUUGUGUCUAAUCGGGACUUCAAAUCCUCUGGGGUUUCAGAAGUGGACUCAGAGGAUGAUCUCAGUGGGUCACAGUCAUCUACGAUGCGUCAUGGCAACAGCUCAGUGAACAUACAUCACCGUGGUAACACUACAGCACAUGUGUGUUGGCAUCGUAACACCAGUGUUUCUAUGAUGGACUUCAGCAUAGCAAUAGAGAAUCAGCUCUCAGGAAAUCUACUCAGAAAGUUCAAGAACAGCAAUGGUUGGCAAAAACUCUGGGUCGUUUUCACCAACUUCACCCUGUUCUUCUACAAAACACAUGAGGAUGAAUAUCCAUUGGCUAGUUUGCCAUUGUUGGGUUACUCAGUUAUUAAAGCUGGUGAAUCAGAAAACAUUCAUAAAGAUCACGUCUUUAAGCUGCACUUUAAAUCUCAUGUCUAUUACUUCAGAACUGAGAGUGAAUACUUUUUCCAAAGAUGGAUGACCGUGAUUAGAAGUGCCACAGUGUCUGCCAGCAGAACCCGCUAUCUGAACCGGACCGAACCAGACUAAACCACACAGAAUCACGCUGUCUGAGUCACUAAACCACACCGAACCUGCUUUCUUAAUCAUACACUCCAAAAAAAAAAAAAAGCUUGUAAUCAUAGGGGAACCAUUUUUAGUGCUAUAUAGCACCUAUAAAGCACCUGUAAAGAACCAUACAGAGGUGAUAUAGCACCAUUAUAGCACCAGAUAUGGUUCUAUAUAGCACUAUAUGGUUCUACACAGGUGCUACGUAGGUGCAAUAUAGCACUUAAAAUGGUUCCCCUAUGAUUACAAGCCAGGGAACCACUUUUAGUGCUAUUUAGCACCAUUUGUUUUAAGAGUGUACAGAACAUGUAAGGUGCUGAGGUGUGUGGUUCUGUAUUGUUUAUAUUUGUGUGUGUUUAUAUGACAAUGUCACAUUAGUGACUGACUUUUUAAGACAUUAUAACAAAGUCACAUAGAAUGACAUGAAGGGGGUAUGUCACAUUAUCACAUCUGAACUUUCUUCAGUUAUUUAUCAGCCUCCGUUAUAUAUUUGUUGAUAUAAAAACAAUGAACAAACAUAGUUUUGAUAUAAAAGUUAGAGUCCACUUUAAGUAAAAAAACUAAAUGUAAAAAACAGAGCAGCCUCGAUAAGUCCUUAAUUAUUUUAGGUGUCAUAUUGCACUUAUCCUAUUAAAGCAGGCCUUUGAUAGUGUUGUCUGGGCCAAUAUAACAAAUAUAACUAGUUAAAAGCCAGGUAUGGGUGACUAAGAUCACCAGUGUGUCUUACAGUCAGACAGUUUGGAUAAUAAGUGCCUGGCUUGUUUUCUUAUCACAGAAUUUCCUAAGAUCAAAGGUGCUGUAUUCACAGGAUGGGGCAAACAUGUAUGCUGAAGUUUUUCAAUCUAUAUUUAGGCUGUUAUCUUGAGACAUCUUAGUUGUUUGGGAAAAGCGAAAAUAAAAGUGUUAUCGAAGGCUCGAAUGUAAACAAAGAAGUGGAAUUUCCCUUUAAAGCAACACUAUGUAGUUUCCAUGUAAAAAUUACUUUCAG
Paramisgurnus dabryanus is the source of this 4223-nucleotide messenger RNA. RefSeq names its product FERM, ARHGEF and pleckstrin domain-containing protein 1. NCBI's taxonomy places the organism in Eukaryota, Metazoa, Chordata, Actinopteri, Cypriniformes, Cobitidae. Gene Ontology annotation, cellular component: cytoskeleton. The record is from RefSeq and is a predicted model, not a curated record. Gene Ontology annotation, molecular function: cytoskeletal protein binding; guanyl-nucleotide exchange factor activity.